AAACUUAAACAAUAAUAUAACCUCAAAUCUAUAUGCAAUUAUUGAAUAUUUUAAUAUUUGUUUUAAAUUUUAAUUUACGUUGUUAAGAAAUGUCAGUAGAUGCAUAUUUUUGCUUUUGCUGUUUAUCCACAGAGGAGCUUAGCAGUUUAUUUGUGUUCGAAAAUAAUGUGAAUUACCUGGAAGUUUUAAAGGAGAUCUUUUUGAUUAGUCUGUCCACAGAUUAUUAUGAAGAUGAUACUUAUAUAUGUGGCAUAUGUGCCAACACAUUGAAAGAUGCAGUUAACUUCAAGAACCAAGUCCAUGAAACAUUGAAUGUGUUAUCUAAUACUGGAUUGAUAGAAAUAAAAAAUGACAAUGGUAGUAUUUUAAUAAACAAAAUCAAUGAAGAUUUCUCCAGUUUUGAUAAUAAAUCAAGUUUCGAUGAUGUCGAUGAGUUGCAUGGCAGUUGCAUUGAUGGAGAAGUGAAAGACUUUGAACCAGAGACAAUAAAAAAAGAAAAUGCAGAUUCAAAUAACGAACGGAAUUCGAAUAUUCGAACCCAACUAGAAAGAGACAAAGAUACAAUUUAUAUUGAUAAAAGAAAGGGACAGGAUGUGAAACAGGAAGUUUAUUAUGAAGUGGCGGCGGAUUUGAAAUGUGGUAUUUGCUCUAUGGUGUUACCGAACGUGUAUGUCUACCAUUCACAUAUGAAUCAACAUUUUCCUAAUCAUAUAUGCGAGUCCUGCGGAAAAGGUUUCUUAACAGAAAAAAGACUGAAGCGACACAUGCCGUCCCAUAAGAAGGGACCUUUCAAAUGUGAUGAUUGUGAUACAGAAUUUACGAAUAUCAACUCACUGGGAUCACAUAGGCAGCGUAAGCACGGCUCAGUGCAGCUGUACCGCUGCCCGCAGUGUCCGGAGCGGUUCGCAACACUUUCCCGGCGAGCCUCCCACCGAGCAGCCGCGCACGCAGCCCCACCACCGCGCAGGCAGUGCCGCGCCUGCGGUCGCAGGUUCCUACUCGCCGGUAACCUCAAUGCACACAUCCGUAACAAACACAUGAAAGUAAAGCGCUACUUCUGUACUGAGUGUGAGGCGGGCUUCUUUUACAAACAAGAGCUCACCGCACACAUGGCGUCGCAUACUGGCGUCAUGCUGUACCAGUGUACGUUGUGCCCUAAAAGAUAUCCUCGUAAAAAGGCUUUGAAGGUCCACUUGCGUAUACACACCGGCGAGCGACUCUUCUCCUGUGAUACCUGCGGCAAGAGUUUCACGCAAAAGUGCACCUUAUUGUCGCACGUAAAAACUCAUAAUAGAAAGGAGAGUAAACAGAAAAAAGUUGCACCUAAUAUGUGAUAUGGUAGUAUUCCUGUAUAUAGAGUUCAAGUAGUAAA
Molecule: messenger RNA, 1372 nt
Organism: Achroia grisella
Lineage: Eukaryota; Metazoa; Arthropoda; Insecta; Lepidoptera; Pyralidae
Product: gastrula zinc finger protein XlCGF8.2DB-like
Exons: 8
Coding region: 90-1334 (414 amino acids)
Biological process (GO): regulation of transcription by RNA polymerase II
Cellular component (GO): nucleus
Molecular function (GO): DNA-binding transcription factor activity, RNA polymerase II-specific; RNA polymerase II transcription regulatory region sequence-specific DNA binding; zinc ion binding
Source: RefSeq, a predicted model, not a curated record